Molecule: messenger RNA, 1094 nt
Organism: Bactrocera oleae (olive fruit fly)
Lineage: Eukaryota; Metazoa; Arthropoda; Insecta; Diptera; Tephritidae
Gene: HP1c
Product: Heterochromatin Protein 1c
Biological process (GO): negative regulation of transcription by RNA polymerase II; chromatin organization
Cellular component (GO): pericentric heterochromatin; nucleus
Molecular function (GO): chromatin binding
Source: RefSeq, a predicted model, not a curated record
ACAGACUGAGAAACCAAGUUUUAUGGUACUAGAUACUUAAAUAAAGUAAUUUAUAAUUUAAAUAUACAGGCUUGUGUUAUUAAACUUAAGACAAUAAUAUUAUAUUUACCCUUUUUUUGCGAUAUCAGUGCAUGCCAUUUUGAGCUCUCUUAAUUCCACUCAUAAACUUCACCAGAGUUCCUCUAUCUUUUGAAAUUUAUAUUUUAUUGCGUCGCGAUGCAACCCUGAGUUUUGAUAAUUUUUUUUAUCUCUAUACAAUUUUAGUGGAGUUCUGUUAUAAAAUUAAUAUAAUAUUGUUUAAACAAAACAAUGGUACGAACAGUUAAGGAAACUGGUUUUGUUGUCGAAAAGAUUGUCGACAAACGAAUAACACCAGAAGGGAAAGUUGAAUAUUAUAUUAAAUGGCGUGGAUACCCUAGUGCGGAGAAUACUUGGGAACCUGAGGAGAAUUGUGACUGUCCAGCUUUAAUACAAAAGUUUGAAGAGUCCAGAGCUAAGUCAAAGAAACGUGGAGAAAAGAAACCGAAGGUCGAGGAAAUUCUAAAGCCUCGAGGCUAUGAACGUGGUUUAGCAAUGGAACAAAUUGUUGGGGCAACUGAUGAAACCGGUGACGUAUCGUACCUAAUUAAAUGGCAGUUUUGCGAUGAGCUUGAUUUGGUUGUCGGGGAGGAAGUAAGGCAGAAGAACCCUGAGUUUGUAAUUGAUUUUUUUGAGAGGCGCUCACCAUUCCAACGUGUUAUAAAUGAGCGUCUGUUGGGUGUUCCAGACGAGUUACGUGUGAUGAAUAUGAAUGAACAGCAAAUACCUUCAGGCAAUCCUGAUAUAACAACAGUCACUGCCGAAAAUGAUGCAGCUGAUGGAGCUGUUACUUUGAUGACAGGUGAUGUAACCCAACCUAAUGCUAAUGAAAGCUCCGGUAGUAUUGAUAGUACCGCUGUAUCCUAUUCUAUUCCAGUGCCUGGAGUUGGAAACAUAGCAAUAGAUGUACCAAUUCUAGAUAGUUCAGCACUAUAAAUCUAUAACAAUAUAUCCAUAAAAAUGUAUUAUUUUUAUAACUAUUAAACAGUAAUAAAAAUAAUUUAUAUAUAUAUAUA